Lycium ferocissimum is the source of this 572-nucleotide messenger RNA. RefSeq names its product MLO-like protein 10. Bases 95 to 385 code for a protein of 96 amino acids. Gene Ontology annotation, biological process: defense response. Gene Ontology annotation, cellular component: membrane. NCBI's taxonomy places the organism in Eukaryota, Viridiplantae, Streptophyta, Magnoliopsida, Solanales, Solanaceae. The record is from RefSeq and is a predicted model, not a curated record. The transcript has 4 exons.
GGGCGGAGUAUCUUGCUUUUCAGAUGUUAAUCUCUAUGUACUCCCUUGAAUAAACUUUCUUUUUUGCGCUUAUCUAAUCUUUUCACUUUACAGAAUGCACUCAGAGAUAACGUAUUUUCUGUGGAUAUGGUAUCAGUAUGGGCUGAAAUCAUGCUUCCACGAGGAGUUUGAGAUGGUCAUUGCAAAAAUUGUUGUAGGGGUAGGAAUCAUAUUCGUGUGCAGUUAUAUCAACCUUCCUCUUUAUGCACUUAUAACUCAGAUGGGAUCCCGUAUGGAAAAAUCCAUCCUUGCUGAGCAAACCUCCAAGGCACUAAAGAAGCGACAUAUGGCUGUGAAGAAGAAGAAGGGAGCGAGGGCAAACAUUUCUUAUUUUGUUCUCAUGUAGGAAGUUAUCGAGGACUCAUAUUAGGGUAGAAGGUUAGUCGGUAGUCCCGCUUAUCCUUUUGUAUUAGUAGUUGCAGUUUUGCUCUUUAGAGUUUCUUUUCCUCUGAUUUGUGAUACUAUCUUUUGUUUCUUGUACAUCGAUUAUCUUAUUUGUUUGUGGUAGCUACUGUUUCUUUUAUUUCAGACCG